AUGCGAGCCUGUGUCUCCACCUCCAAGGUAGGCAGCCGUCUGCUGCAACAGCGACUCGCUAGCUUGACCUUGCAAUCUUCCAGAUUUGCUCCAGCAAACGCCGCUGCCACUGCCACUGCCGCCGCUCGACUCCCCUCAGCGCACAGCUCUCACCCAUCCUGCUCUCGAUUCUCCUUCCACACUUCGACUCGCAUAUCACAAGCUGCUCCCGUUGAGGCCUCUGCAGAUGCCGCGCCCGCAUCAGACGCACCGCAAGAGCCAAAAUGGAAGCCAACCUCGCAGCGUGUUGGCCUCAUUGCCGUUAAGCGUGGCAUGACGUCCUUUUUCCUUCCCAACGGCGAGAGGAUCCCUGCCACAGUCUUGCAAGUACACACGAAUCAAGUAUCGGCCCACAUUGGUUUCGGACCUGACGCUACCGAGGCUACAUAUACGGCACUCCAGGUCGCUGCCGUUGACACCAAGUCGACCGGCCACGUGACAAAGCAGAUCGAGGGUCACCUUAGAAAAGCAGGCAUCUCGCAUGGAAAGAAGAUCAUCCGCGAGUUCCCCGUCAGCUCGGAUGCUCUCGUACCGCUCGGUACCCAGCUCUCGGCCGUGCACUUUGUGCCAGGUCAGUCGAUCGAUGUGCGCGCUAUCACACGAGGACACGGUUUCCAGGGUGUCAUGAAGAGACACGGCUUCCACGGUCUGCGAGCUUCGCACGGUGUUUCCAUCUCGCACCGAAGUCACGGAUCUACGGGUGCCAACCAGGACCCCGGCCGUGUCUGGCCCGGUACCAAGAUGGCGGGUCGCAUGGGCGGAAACAAGCACGGCACAAUCCACAACUUGCUUGUGGUGCGCGUCGAUGCAGAGAAGGAUCUCAUCUAUGUCAAGGGCAACGUCCCAGGCCCCAAAGGUGGCAGCGUGACUUUGCAAGACGCUCGCCGUCCGAGCUGGAAGGGUCAGAAGAUGUUCAGGAGGGGACGUCUGCCUACGGGCGAGGCGCUGUCGGGUAAGGAGCCCGACUCAAUCUACUUGGCGCCAGGUGUCGACAAGCUGCCUUUCCCGGCUGGAACCAAGGCGCUUGCAGACAAGCUUCCCGCUAUUGUUGAGAUUGGUCUGACGCAGCUCAACUCGGCCACUCAGGCCUAG
Messenger RNA from Sporisorium graminicola, 1131 nucleotides. RefSeq lists its product as uncharacterized. Bases 1 to 1131 code for a protein of 376 amino acids. Gene Ontology annotation, cellular component: mitochondrial large ribosomal subunit; ribosome. The record is from RefSeq and is a predicted model, not a curated record. Lineage: Eukaryota; Fungi; Basidiomycota; Ustilaginomycetes; Ustilaginales; Ustilaginaceae. Gene Ontology annotation, molecular function: structural constituent of ribosome. The transcript has a single exon. Gene Ontology annotation, biological process: translation.